Molecule: messenger RNA, 5605 nt
Organism: Chara braunii
Lineage: Eukaryota; Viridiplantae; Streptophyta; Charophyceae; Charales; Characeae
Source: the annotation of a GenBank genome assembly
GCUACUCGCGGUACAAGACAAAAGAACUUGCUUGUUAUUUAGAAACCAAGCUCAAAACACACACACAGUAUCACACCGGAAAAAAAAAAAGGGGGGUUUCAGCUUGGCCUAAUCACUGUGAGACAUUUCUAUCUUGCUUUCAGAAGUCUGUGAUCCUGAACGGAACAAUUCUUUGUCAGAUGUGAUGGGCACCAUGACGGUCGUACGGGAAUCUAUGAGUGUCCUUCUGGUGUCAGCUAUAGAGGAGAGUGGUUGUGAAGCUCAAUGGUCCGCACUCAGGGAAGAAAUAAAGAAUUGUUAUGGAUGCCUUCAUCGCCGGCAUCGUGCCAGAAUUGACGAAAUCAAGAACGCAGUGGUCAUCCUAGAACCCUUGGUGAAGGAUGUGUUUGCACAGAUCAGGAACCGGUGUGAUACGAUUGCCGAGCCCAGCGAGAAAGUAUUCUUCGCCUACCAUGUCCAGGAUGUGAAGGACAGAAUUGAGCAUGUGAAAACCGCGCUGAAAGAGGCGCUAGUGCCGUAUACUUGGGAUGAACUGCCAGCCUCCAAGCCAGUGUCGUACAGGCGAAGGCUAGUUGAGGCACGCGAAGAACUACAUCAUAUUCGCAAUGGUCCGUUGGCGGCAUUGAAGGCGAUGAUGGAUGAAGAGGAAACAAGCGGACAGUCGCUAAGCUAUCAUAAGUCAGCGCAAGGGUCUCCUCACGUCGCGGUUUCGCUGCCGUGGCCUGGAGCUUUGGAGUCGCCGAGGGGAACUGUGCUGGGAAAGGAGAAGUGCUUAAGCACACUGAAGGAGAAACUUAUGGGCGGCUCCUCCUCCGGCGGGUCGACUUCGGCCAAACUCAUCGGCAUUUGCGGGUUUGGAGGAGUGGGGAAGACAACGCUUGCUCGCCAUGUUUUCGAGGACCAAGACAUUGUGAAACAUUUCUCGGGGGGCAGGUUCUGGGUGGGGGUCACGAAGAACAUCCCCGUCCUUUCUGUGCUCAAUAAACUGUGGGCGGAACUGCUGCGAGAGUCCGGCACCCCGGCCAGCACAUUUUCAUCUGUGGACGAGGCCAUUUCCAACAUUCAGGGAAGAAUAAACUGCCUCCGCGGCUGCGUCCUCCUUGCUCUGGACGAUGUGUGGCAGGAAAGCCAGAUUGCGCCCAUCCUCGAUCUUAUGACCCUUACGUUGUCGUGCCAAUUACAUAUUCUAAUGACGACUCGGUAUUCGCGCAUCGUGCAGAGAGGAGGAGCCUUCUGGUACGAGGCGAGACCUCUAGACUUGGAUGAUGCGAAGAAAGUGAUUUGCCUGCAUGCUUUCGGGGAAGAGUCUCCAACCUUGGAGCACUCCUUGAAUAAGCUUGUUGAAGGCGUUUGCAGCGAAUGCCAGGGAUUGCCGUUGGCUUUGAAGAUAGUCGGAUCAUCGCUGCAGGGUAAGAGCGCGUCGGAGUGGAAGGUUGCAUAUCGCAAUCUUCGCAGAGCAGCUAGUAUAACCCGCAGAUACCACGAGGCUGUUUUUGGCUCCCUCUCUUUCUCCCUUGAUGCUCUCCAUGCAGAGGACCCUGUGCUGCUGGAUUGCUUCCUGGACCUGGCGGCCUAUCCCGAGGACUACCAGAUCCCUGUGCAUGAGCUGUUGCUCCAGUGGUCUACGUACGACGAGGUGGAAGACUUGGAAGAUGCUCUUGACCUGUUCAUGACUCUGGUUGACUUCUCUAUGGUUAGUUGGUCAAACCAGUCCAGCGAAGAAACUGUACGUGACCCAGAGAACUCCUGGUCUUCUCAAUGGAGCAAGCAGUCGGAAGGCAGGGUGUUUUUGGACCUCGGCCACUGUAGCUUCCUCGACGAUGUGCUGCGGGAUCUUGCAUUGAUACUGUCUGCUCGAAAGCCGUACACUGACGUCAAAGCCAUCCGGCUGAACGCUACAGAGCUCAUGGAACAGGGGGUCGAAAGGCCGCUGCAUCUGCUUGACCGGCUAUUCGUGGCAGGGGGACGAUGUUGCUCGUCCAACUUUGUGUUGGCGAACGGAAUGGACGCCCAGCUGAAGCAUUGCGUCUUCCAUGGCUGGGACAGGCAAACGAAGGCGGAGGAGGAGGUGGAGAUGGAGAUGUGUGUUGGAAAUCCCACGCCACGGCGUCAAGAGGCAAGGCUGGCUGCUAGGAACUUGUCUCUCAUCGAUGGAACGUUUGCCGAGUUCAGUUCAAACACAGCCAAAUGCGUUUCCCUUAAAGCGCGUAAUCUUCAGGUCCUGCUUGCACAGGGGACGAGGAACGAGCCAUGCUUCCUUCUCGAACAACUGGUCCGCUCUGCGUUCGGGCUGAGGGCUCUCAAUCUUCAUAACUGUAAGACAGGAAAGGUUCCGUUUGAUGUCACCAGCCUCGAAGCAUCGUUUGCCUCCUUGCAGGUUUGCGACAUGGGCAGCGAGUUCCCGGACGAGCUUAUCUCAAACUGGCCAGUCGAUUUUGGACGGAUGGAAAAGCUGCGAUACUUAGACGUGCGACAGAAUGUCGUUAUCGGAACCUCCGAGAGCGAGUGGCUUCAGGAGGUCUGCAAGCUGACAUCUCUGACAACUUUACGGAUGGACUCUAUUCGGUUUGAAGAUAAUGUGAUUGGCGAUAUUCUGCCAGAGAUAGGUAAUCUUCACAAUCUGACAGCUCUCUCUGCCUCUGCCUGUGGGAUAACCUCCAUCCCGGAGGAGAUUUGCUGCCUCUCCAGUCUGAUGUUCCUCGAUCUGUCGGAAAAUGAGCUGUGCGAUUUGCCAGAUUCGCUGGGGGAUUUGCCAAGCCUUACGUCGCUCGACCUGUACAAGAACCCGAUCAGGGAGUUGCCGAGCACUAUCGGACGGCUGAAGAAGCUGCAGAGCUUCCGGGUAGGAGGAUGGGGGUGUUCGUUGUCGUAUUUCCCGAGGUCGAUGUGCCAGCUGACAUCGCUCAGCACACUUUGGUUGGGUGAGCUCGAGGAGGAAGGCGAAGACAGUGGUGAGGACUUUGUAAGCGCUGCCUCGCCGGGCUCCCAGCUAAGGACCAGGGAAGACAUGGUGUACCUCCUCAGCCAUAUCCCCAAGUUACGAUUCCUGAAUCUCACGUGGCCUCCCAUGGGAGGUGAUAUGGCCCACAAUGACGCCGACACGUCGGUCGAUGGACCCCUGGCAGCCGUGACCGGGUUCGACAAUCUCGAGGAGCUCAUCCUCUGUCAGUUUCCCUCAACCCAACCGGCUUUUGUCCCCCGUUGCUCGCGCCUCGUCAACUUGUAUCUGGAAGGUGGUUACCAGCAACGGCAGCGCAUCAACGACUGGACCUUCCGCCCCCUCCCUCACCUCCGUUUUGUGUCGAUAUCCUACAUCGACGACGAAGAAUUGCCACCAUCUUUGCUCGAUCUUCAUCAGCUCUGUAUCCUUCAGCUUGAGGGUUGCUCGUCUUUACGCAUGCUCCAUCUCGACUGCCUGCACUUGCUCCGCGUCCUGCGUCUGUGCGACUGCGGAGCUCUCACCGCUGUCGACGUCAGCAUGCUGUCUGAUCUGCAAACGCUGGAGCUCCGGAACUGCCCCUCCGUAACGCUUGUCAACAUCGGCGACCUCCACAGCUUACAGGUCGUACGCCUGCUGUCGUGUCCAUCCCUGUCGGAAGUUAAGAUCGGAAGGACGAAUCGGGUUCAAGUGCUAGAGAUGAUAGGGUGCCAGGCACUCGAGGAUGUCAGCGUCAAGUGCCUGACCCAGUUACGCAUUCUUUGGUUGGAAGAGUGUUGCAUGGUGAAGACCCUGGUCUUUGGAAGCGCCAACCAUCUCCAGGAUCUGCAACUUUCUGAGUGCACAGCACUGAAGUACAUUGACUUUGAGCACCUCAAGCACUUGCAAAAACUCAAGAUCGACGCCUGCUUGUCGCUCGUACAAGUGGAUGUCAUCACGCUUGCAACCUCUUUGCAGAGUCUUGUUGUCUCCGGCUGCCCAAGCCUACAGAUCAUAGGUCCCGAUCAUCUCCGAACCAGUCCUUUGAGCCCCCCCAGCAGCAAGAAGGCCAUAACAACACUUAUCCAGAAGCUCGAUUUGUCUGACUGCGGUUCGCUUGUCAUCGUGGAUGUGGGGAGGCUAGAUCACCUGCAGGAUUUGCUCCUGUCAGAUUGCCCCAACUUACUAGUGAUACGAGGGAUCACGGCAUCAAAACUGCAGUCGCUCUACUACGAGAGAGUUCAUCCCGACCUAGAUCGGACACUCCAAAAGCUUUGUCAAACAAAGGGGAACAAGCUACUAGAUUGCACCGUUCGAUACGCCGGUCGGACGGUGCAGAUCACCGAUGCAUGUAUGAAGAAAUUGUAAAGUGUUCAAGAAACAUAGGACAACGCAAUUGUUUCCAGGUGAAACGCACCUCCCCAGUGCCCCUUCCUCCUGGCCCCCAACCCCCAACUCUCUCCCAGCUGGACCUCGCUCUCCUUUGAAAUUCAUCUGUAGUACACGACGAGACACAAAAUCGUUUAAGUUCUUGUAGUUUCAAUACCCUACUUACUAGGGUGCGAAUUUCGAACUUGUGAUCAGUCGAUAGGCAGUCAACACAGUGUGCAUUAGGAAGCUAACAACAUCAAACACUAACCGUCAGUCAGAAUCAUCAGCUCCUAACAGCCAAAUUUAGCGGACGCCGGACCACUUAAAAAAAUGCAGUUUGAACCACUUCGGCCUGCAGUCGUUCUCUUUGGGAACUCAGCUGAGCUGAGAAGCACAGGAUGAACAGGUGGAGGAAAUGGGAGAGAGGGAGAUACGGAAGGGGCUCCCGGCCAAGCCAGGGUAGCAUUCCUUCCUCACUCAUCUCACUUUCUGAAUCGACCAACUCCACAGACAGGGGCAGUCUCUUGCUUGCACGAAAAAACACUAUAGAUCUUCUUGAAGUCAUUUCCUUCCGCUUUUCUUGAAUGCUUCUGAAUUUUUAGCUCUGCGUGCAUGAUUGUUUUAAUUACGAUAUCCCUCCACAGACAGACAAGAGAGAGAGAGAGAGAGAGAGAGAGAGAGAGAGAGAGAGAGGCAUUACACAGACAGACAGACAGACAGACAGACAGACAGACAGACAGACAGACAGACAGAUAGACAGAUAGGCACAGACAAACAGAGAGAGAGAGAGAGUACAGCUCCCUCCAUGGAGAGAGAGAGAGAGAGAGAGAGAGAGAGAGAGAGAGAGAGAGAGAGAGAGAGAGAGAGAGAGAGAGAGAGAGAGAGAGAGAGAGAGAGAGAGAGAGAGAGAGAGAGAGAGAGAGAGCUACUUUCCUCCCAACCCCACUGUCUCACACAUCUCUCACGCUUGUAUGUCUUCUGACGGUCUUGCAGCUCCCCAUUUGCUAGUUUCUCGUUUAUUUUGCUAGUGCCGUUAUCAUCAGAACACUCCCUUUCAUUUUCUAAGACAUCAUUGGCAGCACUGUUCUUGGUGAGGAUUCUUUUCUUAUUGUCAUUCUUUCUGUUCGACAAGCUAUCUGUAUUCUUAUGUGCAGUAGACUACCUAGACUCGAUCCAAUGACCUUUGAUGGGAAUGCAUUGUUUACUUGAGUCUUUUUUGUAGUGCUAGGGUCCUUCGUAUCUUCCCGUAAACGCUACAGAUGUAGUCAGAUAGAUCCUGAGCUUGUUCUUCCUGGAUGUUGCUUUGCAUUAGACAAC